GCGUGUGUAACGGCGAUCGGGCGGACCUCCACCGGUAUUAUAAUAUUGUAUCAUUCCACUGCUGCCGAUCGCGACGAUCAUCGCACGACCACGUCUAAGUCUCUGUAUCAACAGUAAGCCAGAUCCAAAUUAACUGAAAUAAAAAUGAAAUCCAUCGCAGCCGUGGUCUGUACUCUUCUUCUAGUCUCUACAAUAGUAUCAGCUGCUCCAUCUUACAUGGACUACGAGAAUGCCAAAGAUCUGUACGAACUUUUGUUGCAAAGGGAUCUAAUAGAUUCCAUGGGAAACUCUUUGAUCGAUCCCAAUCAACAUCGCAUGGUCCGCAAAAACCAGAGGUCUCCGUCGCUGAGGUUAAGGUUCGGACGCCGAAGCGAUCCGGCGCUCUAUCAGAACGCCUUGAAUGCAGAGUACCACAACGAUUCCGAUGUGAACUAAAUGCGUCCUUCAUCAGAAGUUAUAUAUUAUACUCUUCUUAUUUAAAAUCAUUCGCUUCGUUGUAAAACCCUUAAUUUGUUUAUAUUUUACAUCCACACCAGUGCUUCUUUAACCAAAUUGUACUUUAAGUAUACAUUUUAGUGUUUACAGAUUUUUUAGCGUAGUUGAUUGUAUUCCACUUUAGUUCUAAUGUAAAUUUUACAUUCCCGAUAAAAAAUAUAUUUGUUUAUUCCACAAAUUAACAA
Rhopalosiphum maidis (corn leaf aphid) is the source of this 680-nucleotide messenger RNA. It is a transcript of the gene sNPF, whose product is annotated as short neuropeptide F. The record is from RefSeq and is a predicted model, not a curated record. The transcript is spliced from 4 exons. The coding region runs from base 145 to 435 and encodes 96 amino acids. Lineage: Eukaryota; Metazoa; Arthropoda; Insecta; Hemiptera; Aphididae.